Molecule: messenger RNA, 1323 nt
Organism: Eruca vesicaria subsp. sativa (arugula)
Lineage: Eukaryota; Viridiplantae; Streptophyta; Magnoliopsida; Brassicales; Brassicaceae
Source: the annotation of a GenBank genome assembly
ACGAGUGGAUUCGCGUUGCGCUACAACGCAGCUUGUCGGAACUACACUUGCGGUGUCCUCAUCGGCUAGACAAAGAUAGAGUAGAGUUGUUGUUUAGGUCAAAAACAUUGGUGAAGCUUACACUAUCCGAUGGAUGCGUUAUCGAAGAUCUCCCUGAUGGACACGUGGACUUUACUGAUAAACCUUUUAUGGAUGAGAAAAUAAAUGAAGAUAGGUUUUUCCCAUCCCUCAAAUCGCUUUAUCUGGGCGAUAUCGUGAUUGAUGAACGCUAUUAUUUCAAGCUCAUCCUUAUGUGCCCUGUUCUGGAAGAAUUGUUUAUACGUAACGACGGCGUUUCACACCCGCCAAGUUGGAUUGGACGUGUGCCAAGUUAUCCUUUGAAGCGACUUGUGAUUGAUUACCUUGUUCGUGUUCCAGAGUAUAAACAUGUUUAUUCAGAAAUUGAAGUUCGCAUCGGUGGUCCAGAAAACCUAGUCUACUUUGAAUUUUCUAGUUACGUCCAUGCUUAUUAUGGUAGUUUUGGCGACAUGGAGUCGCUUGUCGAAGCUAGACUAGAUCUUCGAUUAUUGGAGUCAACUACCCGUUUUGAUGAUGAUACCGACACAGGUGAAUGGAAUGGAGUGAAUGGUUUUGAUGAUAUCUUUGGUAAUGCUACAAUCCUGAUUUGGAGAAUGGCCAGUUACGUAAAGAUCCUUCACUUGUCUCCUUAUUCUCUUGAGGCGCUUCAUUUCGGCUGCGAAUUCUUCUGCGAAUUCCACAACCUCGCUACUUUAUCAUUCGAGAGCGACAAGGAUAAAAGCUGGCAAGUUCUGCCACGUUUGCUCAGAAUUACCCCAAAGCUACAAAAUUUAGUCAUCAAGGGUCUCUUGCACCGAGUUACAGGUAGAUGUGGAGAUGUGUGCCCUUGCUAUCAUCGUCCCAUACAUAAGAGAGUGAUUGGUGGUCGAAAACCGAAAGUGUCUUGUUUACCGUCUCUUCCUCUGAAGGUGCUAGAGAUCUCAGGAUAUGGAGGAACUUGUAGAGAGAUUAAACAGAUGAGGCAUUUCUUGGGAAAACUGCAAUGCCUCCAACUUGUGAAAAUUGGUGUUCAGCCAGAGUCUGAUUGCAACAAGUUGAGAUCGAACCUAAUGAGACUUCCCAGACUCUCAUCCAACUGCAUCAUCCAGUUCAUCUGAAUUUCUGUCUCACUCUUGAUGAUGACAAGUUGAGAAAUAGCUCUCCUUACUAUGUUAUCUUAGGAUUUGAGUGGCAAUUAACUUUCCCAUAAAUCAGCUGUUUCGUGCACGUUUUAAAGGUUUUGCAGAACAAUUUGUUGGAAUCGAU